UGCAACUUGUGAUUUUUGUGACGUCUCAAAAAAUUUAAACGGAACUUCCACCAGUUCCACCAUUGUCUUAUUGAGAAAACUUGUGGCAGUCUAUUACCAGAUUUUUUCAAAAUGAGCGAAAAAGUCGAAGUUAUCAAAGAAAAUGGGAAUGUUGCCCCAAUAAAAACCGAAAAACAGCUGGAGAAAGAGGCUAAGAAACAAGCAAAACUCGAUAAAUUGAAACAGAAACUGGAAAAGAAGCAAACUGUUGCCCCAAAAAAAGAAAGUGAGGUAAAAAAAGAAAAGAAAAAGGAAUUUAAAGAAACUGCUGUAUAUACAGCGAAUACUCCUGAGGGUACAAAGAAGAAUGUUUCAGACCCAUUACCGGAUGCUUACAGCCCAAAAUAUGUUGAAGCAGCGUGGUACUCUUGGUGGGAGAAGAGCGGAUUUUUCAAACCAGAAUAUGGAAAAAAGUCUAUUAGUGACCCAUCUCCUAAAGGAAAAUUCAUUAUAAUUAUUCCUCCACCUAAUGUAACUGGGACCUUACAUUUGGGUCAUGCUUUAACUAAUUCAAUUCAAGAUUGUAUUGUCAGAUGGCAUAGAAUGAAAGGACAAAUGACAUUGUGGAACCCCGGUUGUGAUCAUGCUGGUAUCGCUACACAGGUUGUAGUAGAAAAAAAAUUGUGGAGAGAGGAGAAAAAAACCAGGCAUGAUGUUGGAAGAGAAGAUUUUAUGAAGAAAAUUUGGAAAUGGAAGCAAGAGAAAGGUGAUAGAAUUUAUCACCAGUUGAAAAAAAUGGGCUCCUCAUAUGAUUGGGAUAGAGCAGCUUUCACAAUGGAUCCUAAGUUAUGCAAAGCUGUUGUAGAGGCUUUUGUUAGAUUGCAUGAUGAGAAUAUCAUCUACAGAGCUAAUCGCCUUGUAAAUUGGUCUUGCACUUUGAAAUCUGCAAUUUCAGAUAUUGAGGUAGAUAAAGUUGAAAUUCCUGGUAGAACAUUCCUUUCUGUGCCUGGUUAUGCCAAUAAAAUUGAAUUUGGAGUUAUAAUAUCAUUUGCUUAUCCAGUGGAAGGUUCUGAUGAAAAAUUGGUUGUGGCAACAACUCGUAUCGAAACCAUGCUGGGAGAUACUGCUGUUGCUGUUCACCCAGAAGAUGAAAGAUACAAGCAUCUUCAUGGAAAAUUUGUAGUUCAUCCAUUCUGUGAUCGAAAAAUUCCAAUUGUUGUCGACUCUUAUGUGGAAAAAGAUUUUGGUACUGGAGCUGUUAAAAUUACUCCCGCUCAUGAUCCUAACGAUUACGAGGUUGGAAAAAGGCAUAAUUUACCUUUUAUAACAAUCUUCAAUGAUCAGGGCGAUAUAUGCGGUGAUUAUGGAAAAUUCACUGGCAUGAAACGUUUCGAUGCUAGAAAAGCUAUUUUGGAGGCAUUGAAAGAGAAAGGUCUCUACGUAGAAACCAAAAACAAUCCUAUGGUAGUACCCAUUUGCAGUAGAAGCAAAGACAUUGUAGAGCCAAUGUUGAAGCCACAAUGGUAUGUCAAAUGUGAAGAAAUGGCCAGAAAGGCUGUUGAAGCUGUUAACUCUGGGGAAUUAAAGAUAAUUCCUGAAAUGCAUAUAAAAACUUGGCACCAUUGGAUGGAGGGAAUUCGGGAUUGGUGUAUUUCCAGACAGCUGUGGUGGGGACAUAGAAUACCAGCCUACAAAGUUACUUUCAAGACAAAGCCAGAAAACUUGAAUCUGGAUGAUUUCAGAGCGGUAGGUGAAACGGAGAUCUGGGUAUCUGGUAGAACAGAACAGGAAGCUUUGGAAAAAGCUCAAACAAAAUUCUCAACAACAGUGGACAACAUAACACUGACCCAAGAUGAAGAUGUAUUGGAUACUUGGUUCUCAUCUGCUCUAUUUCCAUUUUCAAUAUUUGGAUGGCCUGAUCAAACUGAGGAUCUUAAUGUGUUUUACCCCACGUCCUUAUUGGAAACUGGACAUGAUAUCUUAUUUUUCUGGGUGGCAAGAAUGGUUUUCUUCGGACAGAAAUUACUGGGCAAGUUACCUUUCAAGGAAGUGUAUCUUCAUCCAAUCAUAAGAGAUGCGCACGGUCGAAAAAUGAGCAAGUCCCUUGGAAACGUGAUUGAUCCAAUGGAUGUGAUCCAUGGCAUCACUCUUGAAGGUCUGCACAAUCAACUUGCUGAUGGCAAUUUGGACUCCAAGGAGGUAGAAAAGGCCAAAGCUGGUCAGAAACAAGAUUUUCCUGAGGGUAUUCCUGAAUGUGGCACAGACGCAUUGAGAUUUGCCCUUUGUGCUAUGUGCAGAGGACGUGAUAUAAACUUGGAUAUUCUCAGAGUGCAAGGAUACAGGUUUUUCUGUAACAAAAUUUGGAACGCAACUCGUUUCGCUUUGACCUACCUAGGAAAUGAUUUCGAAGCUCCUGAAAACAAUUCAUUAAUAGGCAAUGAAAGUCUUAUGGAUCUGUGGAUUUUGAGUCGACUCUCAGCGGCUGCACAUGAUGCAAACAAAGGUUUUGAAAUUUAUGACUUUUCCCUGGUUACCAAUUCCUGCUACAAUGUGUGGCUGUAUGAAAUUUGUGAUGUUUAUUUGGAAUACCUGAAACCGGUGUUCACUGGAGGAGAUGAAACUGCCAAAAAAACGGCCCGUGUCACACUUUACCGAGCAUUAGAAGUAGCUCUCCGUUUGCUUUCACCUUUUAUGCCUUUUAUUACCGAAGAACUCUAUCAAAGGUUACCCAGAUCUUCUGCAUCUGCGGAAAAAAUUCCCAGCAUUUGCAUUGCUUCUUAUCCUGAAGCGGAAGAAUUGGGAUGGAGACAAGUAGCUAUUGAAGAAGAUGUUGAUUUCAUUCAAAAAGUAGCCAAAGCUAUCAGGUCGGCUAGAAGUGAUUACAACUUGCCCAAUAAAACGAAAACCGAAGCUUAUGUAAAAUGCUCGGAUCCUACAAUUUCGAAUAUUGUAACGAAAUACAAUUUUCCCCUGUGUACUUUGUCCUACUGUUCGAAAAUAGCAACUAAUGAGGAGGUACCUGUUGGUUGCACUAUUAUAACUGUUUCCGACAAGUGUGAAGUGCAUUUGUUGCUGAAAGGGCUCAUUGAGCCUACUAAGGAAAUAGCGAAAAUUGAAAAGAAGAUGCAAAUUUUACAAGGAACUCAAACUUCUUUGGCAAAAGCUAUGAGUGCUGCAGACUACUCUGCAAAGGUACCUGUGGAAGUCCAAGAAGCAAACUCUGAAAAGCUUUCUCAAACUAAAAUUGAACUGGAGAGACUAGAAGUGGCACUUGGAAACUUGAGAUUGAUGGAAUAAAUGUGGACUAGAUUCAAAUAAGCUUAAAUUUUUUAAUUUAUUGAUUUAUUUUAGAUAUGAUUUUCAAUAAAUGCCAAUUCUUAUCAAAAUA
This is a messenger RNA of Coccinella septempunctata (seven-spotted ladybird), 3367 nucleotides long. Its product is annotated as valine--tRNA ligase. Gene Ontology annotation, cellular component: cytosol. NCBI's taxonomy places the organism in Eukaryota, Metazoa, Arthropoda, Insecta, Coleoptera, Coccinellidae. Gene Ontology annotation, biological process: valyl-tRNA aminoacylation. The coding region runs from base 112 to 3276 and encodes 1054 amino acids. The record is from RefSeq and is a predicted model, not a curated record. Gene Ontology annotation, molecular function: valine-tRNA ligase activity; ATP binding; aminoacyl-tRNA deacylase activity. The transcript has 15 exons.